Messenger RNA from Cucurbitaria berberidis CBS 394.84, 867 nucleotides. RefSeq names its product DASH complex, subunit Spc19. The record is from RefSeq and is a predicted model, not a curated record. Gene Ontology annotation, cellular component: DASH complex; spindle microtubule. Gene Ontology annotation, biological process: attachment of spindle microtubules to kinetochore. The transcript has 2 exons. NCBI's taxonomy places the organism in Eukaryota, Fungi, Ascomycota, Dothideomycetes, Pleosporales, Cucurbitariaceae. The coding region runs from base 59 to 586 and encodes 175 amino acids.
CCUAAUUAAUAUUCUCGAAUUACAGACAGUCAAUCUAGGCGAAAGGCUGGUUCGGAACAUGGCUUCACCGCUCGAAGGCUGUGUGGCUUCUUUGCGCAACAGCAUGCAAUUGCUCGAUUCAUCCAUCAACAUUCUAGAUGAAGGCGUGAACGACUUCCCGAGACUGGCCAAAGUGCUUCAGACGACACGGCACUUCGAACUCAUCUCCGAAUCCGACCUCCAAACCGCGCAGUCUGCCCUUCUCUCAGAAAUCCGUCCUGAAGUCGACAACCUCCUCAAGCGCGUGGAAAACUACCUCGACAAGCUCGAACGUCGAGAACAAUCCCUCAUAGCGAAAUGCGACCUAAAUGACGGGCGACUGGGACGCGACAGCACAGGCGGGUCUGGCACAAGACCAAGCAGCAAGGCAUCUCAGCGAAGCGGGGGAAAGGCUGUUAGUGCACAACAGGAACUGCGGUUCAAAACCUUGCGGGCAAAGAAGGACAGGAUGAGCUAUGCGGUGGAGACUUUGGAGAUGCAGGCAAAGCAGAGGGAGAGACAGCUGAGAAUGAGCAUGGCUGCGCCGCAGCAGUUCUACGAUGAUUGAGCUGCUGCGAAGAGGAGGUGGACGAUCGACUUUUAUGUGGCGUAUAGUACUUGGAGUCGAGACAGCUUUUCAGGGCUUGCGUUGGGCGUUUGUUAUUAAAGAUACCCCGGAGUAGACGAAGGCUAUCCGAACAAAGGACACGGAUUAUCAAAUCAAAUCAAAUCAAAUUAUAUACUUACAGAUUCACAUUAGGUACAUAGUAGCCUGGACACAACCUUUGAAUCUUGAACUUGAUCAAGCAGGAGCCACUGUCCACAAAAAGCAAGCUGGACAAAGAGAAC